AUGGCAAAUAUAGCAACUAAGUCUUUAUUAGUAAUAGCAAGUGCAGCAAUUUUGGCAACAGGAAUGUAUAUAAGAGUCUUAAAUAAAAAAAAAUAAAAAAAAAAUAAUAAUAAUAAUAAUAAUCAUAAUAAUAAUGCAUCUAUUGUAUCCAGUUAAGUACAACAAAAUGAAGAGUAGAUAUCAGAAGUAGGUGUUACUUAAACUUCUUAAUAAGUAAUUAAUAAAACUUCUUAAUAACUAAUUAAUUAAACUCAAAUAAACAAUGAUGAAGAUUCAUCUAGUAUUUAUAGUGUAGAUUUCAUAAACAGAGUAAAUAAAGAAUUGAAAGCAUUUCAAGAAACAUAAAUGCCUCUAUCUUUUGAAGUUUUAAUGACAAUAACAGAAGCAGGUUUUAAAUUAGUUGCUUAACAAUACAGUUUAAAUUAAUAGAAAAAUAGAGAUGGUAAUAAUUAAUUAAUUUUAGAGAGAAGAAGAAUAUUAAAUAAUCCAUAAUAAUAUACUCUGAGUAUUUUAGAAUUUAAUAAUGAGUUAGAGACACUCAUUAAUUAAAAACAAUUGGAUAUUUGCUCUAAACUUAGAAUAUCUUCAGAAAUAUAUGAAAAUAGCUUUAUUCUAUAAUUUUAAACUUAAGCCGCUUUAGAAAGAUUUAUAGUGUUUUAAUUAUCUUUAAGAUAGAAAUUAAUGUAAUUAAUUUUAUUAAUUGAUUAAGAGCAUCAAUUCCUAGCAAAAAAGAACUCAGCGAAUAACAAUUAGCCUAAGUAGCAAACAUUCAAUUGAAAAAGCUUGAUGAUAUUAAUUUUUUCAAAAAUUACCUUAAAACAUUACAAGUAAUAAAAUUAAUCUAUUUAAGGGGGAUGACUUAUAAUUUGGGUCAGUUAUUAUUACUGUUUUAUUAUCAGAUAUUGUAUAUUAGUAACUAGGUUUUGAAGAAGAGGAUAUUUUGAAAGCUGUUCUUGCAUAUCCUAUCUUAAAGAAUUAACUCAGUUUAAUUCAAUAAAAGGUUUAGGCUCUUAUGGAGAAUUGUUUAUAAUGAG
Messenger RNA from Paramecium pentaurelia, 1034 nucleotides. The record is from the annotation of a GenBank genome assembly. Lineage: Eukaryota; Ciliophora; Oligohymenophorea; Peniculida; Parameciidae.